Molecule: messenger RNA, 3335 nt
Organism: Oncorhynchus mykiss (rainbow trout)
Lineage: Eukaryota; Metazoa; Chordata; Actinopteri; Salmoniformes; Salmonidae
Product: cysteine-rich protein 2-binding protein
Molecular function (GO): histone acetyltransferase activity
Source: RefSeq, a predicted model, not a curated record
GCUUAGCAUCUGCUUCAUCUGACCACUUUUUUAUUGAUCUAGUCACCAGUGCUUCCUGCUUUAGUUUUUGCUUGUAAGCAGGAAUCAGGAGGAUGGAAUUAUAGUCAGAUUUGCCAAAUGGAGGGCGAGGGAGAGCUUUGUUUGCAUCUAAUUUAUUUAGUUUUACUUCGUGUUUUAUGUCCAGAAUAUUUGCAAAUUAUUAUUACUACUAUGAAUUGCAUAAUUGUUUACAUCGAUUAGUUCUACUGUCUCCAGAGUCGGUACCCUGCUCGGUACUCUACUCCACAGCCUAAACUAAUCGACACAUUUUUGAGAUGUCCUGUGCUGUGCUAACGUUAUCCAACUCCUAGUUUAGCAAUUUUCUGUGUCUCCAAACUACAUGCAAUACCAGAUCGCUAGCUAUGUAUACAACCACUAAAGUUGUACUAGGCGUUUCUGAGAUACUUACGGUGAGCACCGUUGCAGGAGUGCAUCUCAAGCAAAACUGGGACCAAGAGGAUUAGAGUGUCUGACUCCACCUGGUGAUGAUGGAAAGUGGUGGUGAGCAGAGGGGCCAAGUGGAAGAUGAGGCCAUGUGCACCUCUGCCUCGGAGGGGCUGGAGGAGGGUGAGGUGGAGGGUGAGACGCUGCUCAUCGUGGAGUCGGAAGACCAAGCCUCGGUGGAUCUCUCGCACGACCAGAGCGGUGACUCGCUCAACAGCGAUCUGGGGGAGGACGCCGAGGGUGGCUGGAACGAGGACAUGGCUUUCUACUGCGACAAGUGCCACAAGUGGAUCCCCAUCGCUCAGCUGCACGGAGAGCAACCCAGCUACCUGAAAGGAGACAACUUCUUUAAGUUCACCUGCUAUGACUGUACAGAAGAUGUCAAGGAGACCUUUGAGAGGAUGAGACUCACCUGGCAACAGGUGGUUAUGUUGGCCAUGUACAACCUUUCUUUGGAGGGCACGGGGCGUCAAGGCUACUUUAGAUGGAAAGAGGACAUCUGUGCCUUUAUUGGGAGACACUGGACCUUCCUACUGGGCACCAGAAAGAAGACUUCCACAUGGUGGAGCACGGUGGCGGGCUGUUUGUCGGUGGGGAGCCCCACGUUCUUCCGCUCAGGGGCCCAGGAGUUUGGCGAGCCGGGCUGGUGGAAGCUGGUGCAGAACCGUCCACCCACCCUGCGCCCAGAUGGAGACAAGUCCUCGGUGGCCUCCCUAAAAUCUAAAGCUGCCUCCAAGCCAACCCUGGACCCCAUCAUCACGGUAGAAGGCUUACGGAAGCGCGUGGGCCGGAAUCCGGUGGAAAGCGCCAUGCAGCUGAAAGAAAAGCGCUCACGCACCCACGAGGCUAAGGACAUCCGGCGGGCGCAGAAGGAGGCGGCGGGGUACAUGGAUCACAGCGCCUCCUCCACGGCUGUCAAGUUCAGCGGCCGUGGUGGCGGGCGGAGACCCGACUUGGUCCUGGAGAAAGGCGAGGUGGUGGACUUCUCCUCAAUGAGCUCAUCGGACCGAACACCACUCACCAGCCCCUCGCCGUCGCCCUCUCCGGACUUCUCUGCACCCGGCACCCCCGCCUCCCACUCAGCAACGCCCAGCCUGCUGUCGGAGGCUGACCUCAUCCCUGACGUCAUGCCACCGAUGGCGCUCUUUCACGAUGACGAGGAGCUGGACGGCGAAGGCGUCAUCGAUCCCGGCAUCGAGUACAUCCCCUCACCCAGUAUGUCCCUGGGCACUGGCGCCCUUGUCGUUCGCAAAAAGCUGCGGCCUGGGGUGGCAGGGGCGCACAUCAAGCAGGAAGCAGAGAGUGACGACGAGGAGGGCCGCGGCCGGGAUGAUGAAGACGACGAGAGGCGGGGGCGCGGCGAAGGCCAAUCCAAUGUGGUCAGGGGGGCGCGGGGUGGUGGGGAGAGGAGGAGGGGGGCCUUAACAGAGAAGGGGAAGGGUUCCCCCCCUUCAGAGCCCCAGUUUGCCCCCCUCAGCCUGUAUGAGGAGCGUGUGCUGCUGCGGCGCCUGGAGGCUUGUCCGCAAGCGCUGGCGGUGACUGCGCAGGCCAAGCGGCUGCACAGGAAGCUACUGGUGAGGAAGGCCAAGCGCCAGAGAGGGCUCCCCCUGCUGGACAUCGACCAGGUGGUCAGCGCCACCCUCAGUCUGGUGGGAGGGUUGUACGGGUCCCAGGAGGGGGGACAGGGCCGCUACGAGGGCUCCGGCGCGGGGAAGUACCGCACCACCAGCCAGGACCUCCGAAUCCUCGACCGCUUCCAGACAACGGUGUCCAGCAGAAGAGGGUACCACCAGCCCACAGUGUCCUUCUGGCACCGCCUCAUGGGCUCCGACGCCAGCGUAGACCAAGGCAUCAAGAGCCCGUACACCUCCCGCACCCUCAAACCCUUCAUAAGGAGGGACUAUGAGAACAAGCCUAUGAAGCUGAAGCUGUUGGCGGAGAUCCGUGCCUACCCCCACAGGAAGGACCCCUGCUGGGUCACCAAGCCAGAGGCCCCCAUCGACUACUGUUACGUCAGGCCCAACCACAUCCCCUCUGUUAACUCCAUGUGCCACGACAUCUUCUGGCCAGGUGUGGAUCUCUCUGAGUGUCUCCAGUACCCAGACUUCAGCGUAGUGGUCCUUUAUAAGAAGGUGGUGAUCGGCUUUGGGUUCAUGGUGCCGGACGUGAAGUACAACGAGGCCUACAUCUCCUUCCUGCUGGUGCAUCCCGAGUGGAGGAGGGCUGGGAUCGCUACAUUCAUGAUCUACCAUCUCAUUCAGACCUGCAUGGGAAAAGACGUCACUCUACACGUCUCGGCCAGUAACCCCGCCAUGCUCCUAUACCAGAAGUUUGGCUUCAAGACUGAGGAGUACAUAUUGGACUUUUACGACAAAUACUACCCGCUGGACAGCAAGGAGUGCCGACACGCCUUCUUCCUGCGGCUACGGCGGUGAGACAGGAAACGGGACAGGCCAGUAUUCAGGCCAUAGAAAUAUAAUUACUAGAAUGGACAUGCCCAUGUAAGUUAACGUUCCAUUGGUGAACUGGUAUCCAUAUUGAGUGUACUAGUCAAAUUGUCGUUGUCUGUGGAGCUUUGUCUGUUGUAGUGUUUAUAUUUCUAUACAGGCAACCAGUCAGAAGGAGGAAAAAAUACAUCUGGAAAUGCCUGUGCUAUUCAGUGUAUCCAUUUUAUGUUACACCGUUUCUUUGUGGUCAUUAUAUUUGUGAGAACCUAUGAGGUAGGUGUAUUUUUGUUGAUCCACAAAAGAGACUGAAGGACGGAAUUUUGUAAUUUUCUUACACUUGCAUUUCUGAAUAAUUCUGCAGUCCAAAUGGCAAUUAUAUAAAGAAAAAAUCACUCACAUUGCAAA